Molecule: messenger RNA, 3149 nt
Organism: Scaptodrosophila lebanonensis
Lineage: Eukaryota; Metazoa; Arthropoda; Insecta; Diptera; Drosophilidae
Gene: eIF3c
Product: eukaryotic translation initiation factor 3 subunit C
Exons: 3
Coding region: 95-2818 (907 amino acids)
Biological process (GO): translational initiation
Cellular component (GO): eukaryotic translation initiation factor 3 complex
Molecular function (GO): RNA binding; translation initiation factor binding; translation initiation factor activity
Source: RefSeq, a predicted model, not a curated record
ACAAUUGACAGCCCUCUUGAUGUUGUGAAUGACAUCGAUAACAUCAAAUUACUGUGGAAUUUUGCAUAAAUCGGCAUAAGCAACAGUAAGCACCAUGUCACGCUUCUUUGCCAACGGGUCUGACUCGGAAUCCGAGUCCAGCGAGGAGGAGGUACAAGCGCCAAACUUCAAUAAGGCCGCCGCCUUCCAAUUCAGUGAUGAUGAGGAGGAAGUCAAGCGUGUGGUUCGCUCCACCAAGGAGAAACGCUACGAGAACCUGACGAGCAUUAUUAAAACGAUUAGAAACCACAAGAAGAUUAAGGACAUGUCCAGCAUAUUGACCAGCUUCGAGGAUUUAACGCGUGCUUACCAAAAGGCUCUGCCUGUUAUCUCUAAGGAAGAAAACGGAGUCACGCCUCGAUUUUACAUUCGCAGCCUCGCCGAGCUGGAAGAUUUCAUUAAUGAAGUCUGGGACGAUAGGGAAGGCCGCAGAAACCUGUCAAAGAACAACUCAAAAUCACUGGGUACGCUGCGCCAAAAAGUGCGCAAGUACAUUAAAGAUUUUGAAGAGGAUUUAAGUCGCUUCCGCGAAGCUCCGGAUCAGGAAAGUGACGUCGAGGAAGAGGAAGCUCACGAUAGCGAUGCUGACCGUGCGGCUGAAGACAGUGAUGUGGGCGUACCCAAAAUUGCCGAAGCAGUGCCAAAAAUUCCGAAAGUAGCGCAAGCUAAGGCCCCCGCUGCUGAUGACGACGACUCGGAUGACUCCAUUGACUGGGACUCGGACACCGAGUCUGAGACAGAGUCAUCGGAAGACGAGAAUCAGUACCAAAACAUGCGCGAGCGUUUCUUGAAGCGCACCACCGAGAAGGAGGACAAAGAUGAUGAUAAGCGUAAGGACAAGCGUAAGGAACAGAAGACAAAGAUUCGCAAGCGUGCAGAGGAUGACGAAGAUGGUGAAUGGGAGACGGUGGUUAAGGGCCAUGUGGUUGAGAAGCCGAAAAUGUUUGAAAAGGAUGCUGAAAUCGACAUUCCUCUCGUACUGGCCAAGUUGGUAGAGAUAAUGUCGGCGCGCGGCAAGAAACGCACCGAUCGCCGCCUGCAAAUCGAUUUGCUCUUCGAACUUCGUGACAUUUCCGAACAGCAUCAGCUAGGCACAGCCGUUUCUGUGAAGAUUCACUUCAGCAUCAUCUCUGCUAUCUUCGACUACAAUCAGAAGAUUUCGGAACCCAUGAAACUAGAGCACUGGGCACUGCUGCUCGAGGUAAUGCAAAGCCUGUUAAAGAUACUAUUGGUCAACCCAGAUAUCAAUAUGAGCGAGAACGUAGCCGAGGAGCACGAAGAGUUUACUCAAGCACCUUUUUAUGUGCGUGGUUGCCCACUGGCCGCUGUUGAGCGUUUGGAUGAUGAAUUCACUAAGCUGCUAAAGGAAUGCGAUCCCCAUUCGAACGACUAUGUAUCGCGUUUAAAGGACGAGGUGAAUGUGGUCAAGAUCAUCGAGCUGGUUCUGCAGUACUUUGAGCGCGUGGGUAACAACAACGAACGCUGUCGCAUAUACUUGCGUAAGAUUGAGCAUCUCUACUACAAAUUUGAUCCCGAUGUGCUGAAACGCAAGCGCGGCGAGCUUCCCGCUACCACUAAUACCUCUGUGGAUGUCAUGGAUCGAUUAUGCAAGUUUAUCUAUGCCAAGGACGAUACGGAUCGUAUACGUACGCGCGCUAUUCUGGCACACAUUUAUCACCAUGCCAUGCACGACAAUUGGUUCCAAGCUCGCGAUUUGGUACUUAUGUCGCAUCUGCAGGACAACAUUGAUGCUGCAGAUCCCUCAACUCGCAUUCUCUACAACCGCAUGAUGGCCAACUUGGGUCUGUGCGCCUUCCGUCAGGAGAACGUAAAGGAUGCCCAUCACUGCCUGGUCGACCUCAUGGUCACAGGCAAGCCUAAAGAGCUGCUCGCCCAAGGUUUGUUACCGCAGCGCCAACACGAGCGAUCCGCCGAGCAAGAAAAGAUUGAAAAGCAACGCCAAAUGCCAUUCCAUAUGCACAUCAAUCUGGAGCUGCUUGAAUGCGUCUACUUGGUGUCGGCCAUGCUGUUGGAGAUCCCCUAUAUAGCAGCGCACGAAUUUGAUGCUCGUCGUCGAAUGAUCAGCAAGACGUUCUAUCAACAACUGCGCUCGUCAGAGCGCCAAUCUCUCGUGGGUCCACCGGAAUCGAUGCGCGAGCAUGUGGUUGCGGCCGCAAAAGCCAUGCGCUGUGGUAACUGGCAGGCAUGUGCCAACUUCAUUGUCAACAAGAAGAUGAACACUAAGGUGUGGGAUCUGUUCUAUGAGUCAGAUCGCGUGCGUGAGAUGCUCGUGAAAUUCAUAAAGGAGGAGUCCCUGCGAACCUAUCUCUUUACUUACUCCAAUGUGUACACCUCGAUCAGCAUUCCAUCGCUGGCGCAAAUGUACGAGCUGCCCGUGCAAAAAGUGCACUCGAUCAUUAGCAAAAUGAUUAUUAAUGAGGAGCUGAUGGCCAGCUUGGACGAUCCUUCGGAAACGGUAGUUAUGCAUCGCUCCGAGCCAUCACGUCUGCAGGCUUUGGCCAUGCAAUUCGUGGAUAAGGUUACGAAUCUUGUCGAUGUCAACGAGAAGAUCUUCGAUAUGAAGCAGGGCAACUUCUUCCAACGUGGCAACAUGGGCAACCGGGACCGUGGCUACAACCGCAAUCAGAACAAUCAGGGUGGCAAUUGGGGCGGCCAGCGCCGCGAUAAUCGCAAUCAACGCAAUCGCAAUCAGCGCGGACACCACAAACAACAACAGCAGCAGCAACAACAACAAGUUCAAACUAUCGACGAGGAGUAGACUUCAUUGCUGCUUAGGUGGGCUUAAUAAAAACAAAUUCGCUUAUUAUAUCAAACCUAGCUAGAGAUGUUGCAAAUGCACUGGUGUCAGAAAUGGAGGCGAUGGAGAAUUGCUUGUGACAACUGUGUCCAGACCCCCGGGUGGGUUCAAAGCCCAUCCGGGGGUCGACAUCAAAUAAAUACCUUCGAAGUUCUUUUAUCUUGACAUCAUUGCCGCCUGUGUCGGAGUCCAAUUUGCGAUUCUGUGAAUUUGUUUUAACGCUCAUUGUAUUUAAAAUCGAUCUAAAUUACGUUUUGUAUGAAAUUAAUUCAAAUAAAUUAAUAAAAACGCA